UCCGAUGGCGUUAGUGAACGGGGAUUCGAUCGACCGACUCCUAACCUGUCCUAACCUCUUUCUUCGAGUUGUGUAAGCGAAUCAAUUGCACAUUAUAUUUACUAUAGUAUGUGAAUAUUUAUUUACAAUAUAUUGUACGUCUUUUGUAUUGAAAGAAAUUUUUACAAUAUCAUGUUUUUAACAAACGUACUGUUAAAAAAGGCAAAAAGCAAGCACAUUUUAGUCCUUGCAGAAAGUGUUGUAAGUGGUCAUCGGUUAGUACGUAUCAGAGACAGAUUAGCUGACAAAUUAGAAUUUAUAUCCUUUGAUCCUUAUGUUCGACAAAACACGCUCUAUAAAGAAAAGAAAAAAUUACAUAGCUUAUAAUUUACAAAUGUUACAAUGCACUAUUUACAAAAUUGUUGUCAAAAAAUGUAAAAAAAUUAUUAGAUCGAGUACAAUGUGACAUUUAUUACCUUAUUUAUCAUAAAAUACAAUACUAUUGCAAAUUGAAACACACAAAAUAAUGUUUUGUGUUUGGGAUAUUUAAUUUAAUUUAUUGUGUAAAACAGUAUACUCUUUAAGAUACAUUAAGAUAAAUAACAAUAUAAAACAACAUGAAUAAUUAUACAGUUGGUUAGGCAUCAGCAAUACUGCUGCUAUUAGGUCUACUAGUAGACACAAAGAGUAUAAAAGCGAGAACAAAACGAAAGAAAGAGAAACAUAAAAAGUAAAAUAAAACAGAAAAAAUAACACAAUUCCAAAUACUAUACAUAAUAUUCUGCUACUGCAAGAGACGCAAAAGUAAAAUAAAUAAAAUACUAUUGUACUAAAAUAAAAUAAAUAAAUUAGCCUUGUUUAGAAUAAAA
Solenopsis invicta (red fire ant) is the source of this 848-nucleotide messenger RNA. It is a transcript of the gene mRpL33, whose product is annotated as 39S ribosomal protein L33, mitochondrial. Gene Ontology annotation, biological process: translation. Gene Ontology annotation, cellular component: mitochondrion. NCBI's taxonomy places the organism in Eukaryota, Metazoa, Arthropoda, Insecta, Hymenoptera, Formicidae. Bases 172 to 366 code for a protein of 64 amino acids. The transcript has 3 exons. The record is from RefSeq and is a predicted model, not a curated record.